Molecule: messenger RNA, 696 nt
Organism: Scophthalmus maximus (turbot)
Lineage: Eukaryota; Metazoa; Chordata; Actinopteri; Pleuronectiformes; Scophthalmidae
Product: liprin-beta-2-like
Exons: 2
Coding region: 49-522 (157 amino acids)
Source: RefSeq, a predicted model, not a curated record
AUCUCUCCCUCUCAUCCCGCUGGCUCUCACUAUGUCUAAUACCAGCGAAUGAGGACCUACUGGUGCUGCUUUACAACUUGGUGCGUUGCUAUGGCGUCAAAUGCCAGCCACAUGUUGGAGGCUGCCUUGGAGCAAAUGGACGACAUCAUUGCUGGCAAAAUCGGCGAAGGGCUGUUCAGCUCUCCCAUGCAUUUAGGGGGUCAGGAUAACCAGUCCUUUGAGUGUUCCCAACAGCAAACCCUCCCCUCACCCGUGGUGGACCCCGCCCUCAAGACUCUUCAGCUGACUGAGGCCCUCAGGGCAGUGCUGGAGGGCAAGUGGAGUAAGGAAGAACAGGUUUCUCUCAGGAAACAGGUCCCUCGUGACACGGCAAACGUUAUACUCAAAUGGCUGGAGAGGGACGAGGUGAGCACUUCACUCGCACUUGACUCUCCAUAUGAUAUUGGAAAUAUCCAAAAUCCAAUAAAGGAGAAAGGGCUCUGUUUGCUACAGUCUGCUGCAGAGUCCACAGGUUUUUAUUAGUGGCAUGAUGCAGGCUUUGAUCCUGGUCAUCAACAUCUGGAGGGCUUUUUCCUGUCUGCUAAGACGUAGCGAGCUGGAAGCUGGAUCUGUUGCAAUCUGCACCAGUAAUGAGAUCCAGAGCUUCUGUUCAAAGCACAUGCAGUUGCACUCCCCUCCUUUUUUUUUUUACUUUCC